Caenorhabditis bovis is the source of this 1179-nucleotide messenger RNA. NCBI's taxonomy places the organism in Eukaryota, Metazoa, Nematoda, Chromadorea, Rhabditida, Rhabditidae. The record is from the annotation of a GenBank genome assembly.
AUGAGUAGCACCGAGGAGCCAAAAAGUAUGCUCGACGACAAUUGCUCGGCAUCCUACAUGACCCCAUAUGCCACAGUCAUCGCCAUGACAUCGCUCUACCUUCUCGCAGUUAUAUACUUUUGCAAAAACGGCCGGAAAAUGUGUAGUCCGUUGUCUGACAGCGUCUAUCCAUAUCAGAAGCGUCUCAAGCAGCUUGAACGAGACUUGAAGACAUUUAUAAUUGAAGAUGAUCAUAUUGAAGUGGACAAUUUUCAAAUUGGCCAAUCUGAGCAUGGCUUUAUUUUUAAAGGCGGCGUAUUUCCAAAAACUCGCAACAGAUUCAAUAUGAAGGUCACCACUGCGGUCAAGAUCAGCUUCCCGAUUGUUGAGAAGUCGAUAUGCCUUCUAGAAGAUGCUUUUCGAUUAUCUAAAUUGGAUCAUCCCAACUUGAUCCGACUCAUUGGUGUCUCUCAGCUAUCAUUCACAGUUUUUCGACCAAUUAUUGCGUUGGAAUGGCUUCCCGGCGGCACUUUGGCCGAUCAUUUCGCCUUCAUCCGAUCCAAAGACGAACAAGAGCGGCCGACAAUUUUGCUCAAAGAUGUGCUGUCGGUGAUCGAGCAGAUCUCGGAAGCGAUUCAAUACAUUCAUAGUUGUUGCGAUGAGUUUGGACAGGAAAUGACACACGGACGGAUAUACGCGAGGAACGUGCUCAUCAGCGAGCCGGAUCUUCGUAAGUGCACCGCGAAAAUUGGUGAUUUCGGCGAGUCGCCAAUGAAAAAUGAGAUACGCUAUCCAUUGGUUGCCUAUUUGCCUCCGGAGAUUCUGUGCUGUACGGAGAAGGUGCCGCCGCACAGACCCGAAAAUGAUGUGUGGAUGUUCGGGGUUUUCUUAUGGGAAUGCCUAACCUUAGGUUCAGAGCCGCAUUAUCGCAAAUCAAUUGAGGAGAUCAAAAAAAGCUUUCGACUUCCCGACCGCGGCCUUCCAUGUCCACCAACAUGCCCAUUAGACGUCUGGACACUUGUGAUCGACUGUUUAUCCGAAGCCCACUCUCGCCCACGCUUCUGCUCGGCAACGACGUCCCCAAUUCCCGCAAGGAUCAAUUCUCUGAAACGAAUCGUCUCAAACUCAUUAUUUCUUUAUCCAAUGCCCGACAUCUCAGUUUGCACUUGUAUUCAGCACCGAUGCAAUAGUGUAUAUUAA